Messenger RNA from Phytophthora nicotianae INRA-310, 1015 nucleotides. RefSeq lists its product as hypothetical. Gene Ontology annotation, molecular function: GTPase activity; GTP binding. The record is from RefSeq and is a predicted model, not a curated record. The transcript has 2 exons. Lineage: Eukaryota; Oomycota; Peronosporomycetes; Peronosporales; Peronosporaceae. Bases 143 to 766 code for a protein of 207 amino acids. Gene Ontology annotation, cellular component: Golgi apparatus.
UCUGACCAGUACCCGUAGUAAUUUGGACGACGGUACAAAAAGAUAUACUUUUUUUUGGUCCAGUACAGUAUACCUAUUUUAUACGCCGCUUCAAUCUCGGUUUUCUCAUUCGUAUCCUUUUGCGAUUGUCUAGCACUCGCUCAUGGUGUUCGUGACGCUCAAGUACAUCAUUAUCGGAGACUCCGAGGUGGGCAAGUCGUCGCUGUUGCUGCAGUUCACAGAGCAGCACUUCCAGCCGAUCCACGACUUAACCAUCGGCGUCGAGUUCGGCGCCAAGCUGCUGGAGGUGGACGGCCGUAAGGUCAAACUGGAGAUCUGGGAUACAGCAGGCCAGGAAACGUUUCUCUCUAUUACUCGGAGCUACUACCGCGGGGCGGACGGCGCGUUGCUCGUGUACGACGUGAGUCGGAGGGAGAGCUUCGAGCAUCUAGCCCGCUGGCUGCAGGAAUGCCACCAGAACUGCCACAAUGAUGAGGUGGAGAUUAUGGUGGUCGGUAUGAAGUGCGACGUAUCCGAGAAGGAGCGCGAGGUCACUGAAGAGGAGGGGCGCAACUGGGCCGAAGCCCACGGCCUUUAUUUCAUUGAGGCUUCAGCUAAGACAGCGCUCAAUGUCGAGCAGGCAUUUGCGCUGACGGCGACGACGAUUUUGCGCAACUUUGACUACUCGAACCACCAGAUGCGUAAGGUGUCGGGUGCGAGUCGGGUGUCUUUAGACUCCAACGUGGAGCGAACGCAGGCAAAGUCCGAUUGCUGCGGCACUGGGUAGACGAGGAGAAGGUGCUGUUGUUGACUGUAGGUAGGUAUCUCAUCAAAUGGUCGUGGUAGUGAGGAGAGGCGACGCGACGUCUCUUAAACGGCAGAGGCAACAAGAAAAAAAAUCAGCUUUGAAUGGGAUUAGUCUUUCGUUGGGAAGCUGCGAUAGAAGACCGAUUGGCGAGACUAGAGCACUUCUGUCCGCUCAGGUUUCUGUGCUGUCCAGGAGCUCCUGUACCCACUCGCCAAUUUGGUUGUUCCC